Mercenaria mercenaria is the source of this 3354-nucleotide messenger RNA. RefSeq lists its product as uncharacterized. The record is from RefSeq and is a predicted model, not a curated record. The transcript has 2 exons. Bases 112 to 903 code for a protein of 263 amino acids. NCBI's taxonomy places the organism in Eukaryota, Metazoa, Mollusca, Bivalvia, Venerida, Veneridae.
GUGGGUAGCCAAAACAAUUGUAACAACGCAAAUAUAGAAUAACGAAGUAACGACAAAGAGUUUUGUAAUCUGAAAUAAGAUCAUAAAUAUUUUAGCCUGAAAGUCAGAAACAUGUUCUUAUUGGCAUAUACAAUAUUCUGUUUCUACAUACAGGAUAACUCGGCAACUUCCUCAGAAGUGGUCGUAGGCAGCAACAAAUUUAAUUGUGAAUACAAUGUGCUGCAGAAACUUAUUCGACUUGAGGACAAAACUGCUCAACAGGACAUAAAAAUCGCGUCUUUAACAGAUGAACUAAAAGAUGCGAAAGACACAAUAGCUGAAUUAAACGAAGCCGGUACAAACUACAUACGCUGGGGACGGACCACUUGUCCUAGUACAGCAUUUCUGGUAUACGAAGGAUUCGUUGCUGGAGCUCACUAUACACAUAGCGGAACCGCCGUCAAUCCAUUGUGCCUGCCUAUGGACCCUAUCUAUGACAAAACUACAGAUGGUUUUCAAAGUGCUGGUAUCAUAUAUGGGGCUGAAUAUGACACUUACUCAUACAAUGCAUGGAACUACCUCCAUGAUCAUGAUAUCCCAUGUGCAGUUUGUCGCAUUCCUCGUAAUAACGUCCUUAUGGUGCCUGGAAAAAACGAAUGUCCCCUGAACUAUACCCUGGAAUAUAAAGGCUACCUGAUGUCAAGUCACUAUAAUCACCAUGCGUCUGAAUUCGUAUGUGUUGAUGAUCAACCGGAAGUAAUUCCGGGUACCCGUACGAGUCAUGAUGGCAAACUGUUCUAUUUUGUAGAAGGGUCGUGUGGCUCACUAAAAUGUGACCCAUAUAAAGAAGGUUGGGAGAUUACAUGCGCCGUGUGUUCGUUUUCACCCAGUUCAAGGCAUACGAGGUUACAGCCGUACAACUGACUUCACUCGAAGAUUAUUAUAUACAUAGACUCUUUCUUGUUGGUUUAAAAUUCCCCACUGGCGUAUUUAUUUAACAUCUUUUUAAAUUCUUACUUUGGGUAUAAGGUUACACGGACUUAAAAACACUUCAAGAAUUCAGAAUUGACUCCACGCUUUCACAAACAAUUACUUUUUUAUAUCUUUGUUUUGUUUCUUUUAAUGUAAAAUGAACUUGAUUUUAUUAAUUUUAGACUUUUUGAUUUACGCUAAAAUAUUUCUCUACGAAGACAAUUACUACAGUUUCAUUCUUUGAAAUUAUAAUUAUAAUGAAUUUUUAUAUAAGUUUGCUCAUCUUUAGACCUUAAGCAACUUUAUGGAAAUCUGAUCGGAAACUGAAAUCGUUCACGGUUAAAAAAAAGAUGAAAUGAUUUUUACCUCAUACAAAAAAAAAUCGUUUAAUAUACGAGGGAUGUUCGAAAUGAAUUGCUUAUUUCUAUCUGGAGACUUAAAAUUUUAAGUUAGCCCUAAAGGGCUCAUUUCAUGCCUUCGAAGUUCUCCCCGUGGCUAGAAAUGCAAAGUUUCAGCCGAUGUAUCCACUUCUUGAAGGCGUCACGGUACGCUGAUUUGGGCACAGUAAUAAGGUACUGAUGAAUGGCAGAUCCAAGUGCCUGUCAGGACUGGUAUUUCGCCCAACAAUGAAUGAUUUCAAUUUCGGAAACAAAAAGAAAUCACAUGGGGCAAGGUCUGGGGAAUACGGGGGGUGAGGCAAAACGGUUACUUUUUCUUUCUUCAAAAACGCCGUAACUAUUGCGAAGGUAUGAGCGGGGGCAUUGUCAUGUAGAAGACGGACAUGUUUAAAACCAGUGGCAGGGCGUCGUUUAUGAUGAUACUUUUUCAGUUUCUUCAGUACUACGUCUUUGUAGUACUUUCCGGUGAUGCUUUUGCCCUUUUUCACCGGCACUUUUAUUGCGACUCCUUCACCAGAGAAGAAGAUUGCCUACAAAACCUUCUUUGCACUCAAAGAACGUUUGGCAAUUAUUGGGCGUUUGCUGUGUUUAGUGGCCCAGAUCUUAUUGCUAACCUUUCUGACGGGCUCAAAAUAAUGGACCCAGGUUUCAUCACCUGUGACGACAUUGGCAAACUGCUUUUUAUCAUAUUUUGGAAACAUUUGAAGCAGCUUUUUGGCCACUUUAACCCGUUGCCUCUUUUGCUCAUCAGUAAACAGAUGUGGCACCCAUCUAGCAGAAAUCUUUCUGACUUUCAAAUGCCUCUUCAAAAUAAGGUGAACCGUUGACAGUGAUAUGCCUACCUUUCGUGCAAUAUCACCAACUGUAAAUCUGGCAUCUCCUUCAAUGAUUUCCUUUAUUUUGGAAACGAUUUCUUUACGAGAUGCAGAUUUUGGCCUACCUGAUUUCGGUGCAUUUUUGGUGGACUCUACACCAGACUCAAAUUUCUUUUUCCACCGCCGAACUGUGUCAUAAGACACACAAGAAGGUCCAUAAGCAGUAGAAAGAACAACCAAGUUUUGAGCGAGCUUUGAUGUAAGCCCGUAUUUCAUGUUUCUUGUCGACGCUUCUACCAACCAUUUUUACUACAGUGGUCAAUGAUUGCGUGUAUUCAAAUGGCAAAUUUUAUGUCUUACACUUAGUCUAUCAUGUACAUUUAUACACCGUUGUGUAGGUAUUGAAUACCCCUAUACAGGUAGGUAUUGCUUUUUAUCGUGCCCCAUGUGGAUAUCGAGCUAGAGGACAAUAAGCAAUUCAUAUCGAACACUCCUCGUAUUUGGUAUACAGUUAUAUACCAGCUAUCGUUUAGAGUAUAUGAAAUAUUGAUAGAUCAUAGAUACAACUGAAAUGAAAAUCAUUGACCGUAGACAAAAAGUGUAGCUAUGCUUGCAAUGACCAUCAAAAUAGUGCUUCAUGUUUUCUAAAACUUCAGAAUUUGACGAAAACUACUUUUACCACUUCCUUUUGCUACAGAUCACAAGAUAAUAUUCUAUUUCAAAUCUGAUGGCAUAUUCCAGAAAAUUAAAUGCCAAAAUUCAUCAUUUACUUUGUCUGAUUGUACGAUAAAUCUGUCUACCAAGUUGAAGUAUUAUUCAGAUUGUUUAAAACUUUGUCUCAAAACUUGAUAUAAGUUACAGUAAUAUCAUUUUGAUCCUUUUCCACUUAAUCAAUUUGGCUAAAUAUAUUGUUUAAAUUAAAGUGGUUGUACAAAUAUUUGUUUUGAUAUUAUAUGUUACAUGUUUUGUAUUUUAUUUUAUAAAAAAUAAAAUUUUACUGUGCAGUUUGCUACUUAGUAUAUUGUCUCAGGCUUUGGCGUCGGCGUCGUUUAUAGUAUAGAAGUUGGUCAAUUGACAUGUUUAUAUAGUAAAAAGAAAGUAGAAAUUUUUAUUGUUUGACAGAAAAGGCUAUUAUGUGAUCAAAUGAAUAAUAUAAUUGUGACUUUCCACAUUAAAUUUAUUAAACUCGU